AAUUCCUAAGCAAAUUCUACUUUCUCUAUAACUUUUAUGAACUUGUCAGUUGCCUGUCGUAAAUUCCCCCACCAAAUUGUCAGUGUUGUUUUAUCAAAAUUGAGACAAGAUAAAAUACCUGGUUUUGUAAACUUCUUUAACAAAUUGUAAAUAAUGUGUGAAACAUUUAGCAACAAUUAUUAAUUUACUAUGUUAAUCUUAAGGACUGUAACGAUGGGUGAAAACGUCCUAAUACAUUGUUACAAUUAAAAUAUCGUUGAUACACCUACUUUUUAUCCUAUAUAGAAAGUGGUUUCCAAAUAAUGAAUCGGCACAAAUUUUGGAGAGGAAUAACACCGUUGGAUAUCGAUUCAUCCCAACAAGUACCUGAAAAAAUCGUAAAAUUGUGUUCCCUUGGUAAAGAUUUUAUUGUAUUAGGAAGUGACCAUGGCCUCUAUCACUGUGACAUUGAAGGAGAUGCCUUGAAAUUCAGGAAAAUCAGUGGCAUUUCAGCAAUAGAUAUAUCAUAUCACAAUGAUAUCCUUUACAUUAUUGAUGUCUAUGGAAGAUUAUACAAAACAAAUUCUACUUUUAAAAAUAAGGAAGAAAUUGUAGUUAAGGAAGAUGCAAAGUGCUGUCCUCAUGGGUUUAAAAGUUCUAGUUCCAAAGUGAAAUUCAGGAAUGUGGUGACUAAUGACUUUGGACAACUUUUUAUCAGUAGUGACGGGCAGCUAUGGGGCUCCGGUUGUAUGCCUCAAAUAUCAUUAGACACUGGUUGUAUUAAAAAGGUCCCGUUUUUCGAUGGCAGGACAGUAUACAGUGCAUCUGUAGGACAGAACUUUGCUGCAGUUAUAGCUAGAAAAAAUGUAAAGCAGUCAGAUAAUUGUGACACAGAUAGUGAUAAUGAAGACGAAGAGGUGUUUGCAUCAAAUUGCUCACAAUGCCAGACCAUCAUAGGACUAGCGUCCCCAGCAUCUGUGCCAUCCCUAUCAGAAACCUGUCCCCUUGGAGUCCAAAUCAGCAAGUCUAGUGAGGACUCCAGCAGUACCACGGCUCCACAGACAGAUGUCCAUGUUGAUGCUCACAGCUUUACAGAAGAUUCUAGUCCAUCUUCAGAAGAAUCAAAAAUCACAAAAACAAAUACUGGUCACAAAAGUAGUUCUAAUAACUUAGAUGCAGAUAGAAAAUCAGAUGAUGUAAAAACCCUUGCCAGUGAAGAUGACAAGAUAGAUAAACAAGAUGAUACCCCUCAAGCAAAUACAGAAAAAGUUAACAAUAUUUUUAUAAACACUGAUGCUGCAAGACAGUUUCUGAGCAGACAACUCUCUUGGGUAUCUGCUGGAGAAGACUACUUAGUGGAAUAUACUGAGAAACCUACUAGAAUAAUUAAAGAGAAUGUAUCAAAUCUAACAAACUUUGUUUAUGAAGGUGUAAAAACAGUGGGGGACAAAGUAGCAACACUAUCAAGACAUGUUAGUGGGAGCAGUGAUAAUAAUGAAGCUGUGGAGAUGCAUAUGCGCUUGCACAAUGAAGGCCUUAAUUCCCUCAUGAACAGUUGUACAUCUAAUAGCAAUAUGGAUGAGUUACAGUUCUCAACAAGUACAAUAAGCAGUGAGAAAGAAUUUGAAACAGCAAAGAAAAAUGAGAAUCUUAAAAAUAUGUCAAAAUUGGGAAAGAAUAAUUUAGCUACAGAACUUUGGACUUGGGGUGACAUAUCAUAUGGGCAAUUAGGAAUUGGAGACACUGUAAAAAGAGUAAAACCCAUGGUAGUGAUGAGUUUAUCAGGGUUUGGACUUCAAAAAGUGUCAUGUGGUAAAUGGCACUGUGCUGCUCUAACGUUAGAUGGACGGCUUUUUAUCUGGGGCUAUAAUCAUUUUCAUCAAGUUAGUUUUGACUCUCGACAAGACAAAAGUGGUCCAAAACAGUUCACAGAGAAUUCUGAUAGUGAUCGUGUCAGAGAUAUGGUAGCUACAAACCACCACACACUUGCUUAUACUCACAAUGAAAAUGUUUUCUAUUUGGGAAAGCAUACAGAUGGUUACACUGAAUCUAUCAUAAAUUUAAAUAAUAAAUUAGAAGAAAUGGAGACUGAGAAGGUUAAAGAAGAAAUUACUGAUAUUAGUGAACUCCAAAGCUUCACCAGCAAACCCCAGAAUAUGUGUUACCAUUGGAGGAUACUGUCCUCUGGACAUAUUACUUAUUGCUCAAUAGAAAAGUCUAUGAAAUUACCAGAGUUCCAAGACCUUUCCAUUGCUCAAAGAUAUUUAGAAGAAAUGCUUUCAAUAUACCAUUUACUUGUUAAACCAUUUGUCAAGAAGAGCAAAGGAAUUGCUCUACAUCCCAAUAUUUAUGAUUUGGUUUGUGAUACUUUUGGUGAAAUAUUAAACAUAACUGCUUUGAAUGUACUCUCAAUGUGGCAAUAUGCCGAGAAACAUAUAAAUGAUUGUGAUAUUUCCUUAAUAAGGAAUUUAGAAGAAUAUAUUUAUUUGUACAAAAAGUAUUAUGUAGCUGUAAAUAAUUUGAUUGUUAUUGGAGGUUUCGCUCAGAUUAAUACUAUUGUUGAUGUCCCAACAAAUAUUUAUAACUUAUUUAGUGAUCAGCUGCCAUCAAACAAGCAGAAAAAUAAUAAGAAGACUUCAGAAGCCAUAGUCGCGCUGGCUUUUGUGCAACCGUUAACAAGGUUGAGUUCGUAUAAAUGUAUUGCACAAUCUCUGUUGCGAUAUAGGACCAAGCGGAAAAACAAUGAUGCCAAGACAAAUAUUAGUGAACGACUGAACAAGGUCAUAUCAUCUUUGGACUCAUUGAUUGAGGAGCAAGAGAAAAAUCGAAAAGAAGCCGAGAUAACAAAGUUGUUCUGGGAAACCGUUGGAAAAAGCCUAGAUCAGUACCGAACUCCUGAACGGCGAUUGAUUAGAGAAUCCAAAUCACGACAACUCAACUUGGUGAACCCUGGAAGAUUCAGUUCACAUUGGUUCGUUUUGUUUAAUGAUUUGUUCAUACACAUAAGUGGCAGUAACCCUCAGGUGCAUCCAUUACAAACAAUGUGGGUUGAACCUGUUUCAAAUACUGAAUCGUUACAAAACGUCAUACAGUUGACAACUCCCGAAGAAGUUCUGUCCGUGACUACAAGCACAGAGCAAGAGAAAACCGAAUGGCUUCACGCCCUGAACCAUUCUAUUCGAACUGCAUUGAAUAAAGAGUCGUUUAAACCGCCGGCUAUUAGAACAGCGAGUUAUAAUUUUUCAAACAAGGCUACUUUUUAUAAAGAAGCCAAGUAUCAAGGGAGAUGGCUGGAUGGGAAGAUCCAUGGGCAUGGUAAAAUAGAAUGGCCAGAUGGGAAACUUUACGUGGGACAGUUCCAGCUAAAUGCUUUAUGCGGACACGGGAAAAUGGAAAUACCGAACGUCGGUACAUAUGAAGGUCAAUGGAAAGACAAUCUCCAAAACGGUUACGGCGUAUUAAAAUACCUAAAUGGUGAUAUCUAUGAAGGUUAUUUUAAGGACGGUCAACCACAUGGACAUGGCAUUAAAAAACUAGGAGAUUUUAAAUCAUCUUCAGCCACGUUGUACACUGGCGAAUGGGUCAACGGAGUCAAACAAGGCUACGGGGUCUUGGACGACAUUCUGAAAGGAGAGAAAUACUUAGGCAAUUGGAGUGAUAACAAGAAACACGGGUGCGGAUUAAUCGUUACCUUAGAUGGAAUUUACUAUGAAGGAUUAUUUAUGCAAGAUGUACUCACGGGUCACGGUGUCAUGGUAUUUGAAGACGGCACACACUACGAAGGAGAGUUCAGAUCGGCUGGUGUGUUUUCUGGUAAGGGAGUCCUUACUUUAUCCAGCGGUGACACGAUAGAAGGAUCUCUAAAUGGAGCGUGGACGGAAGGUGUUAAAAUCAGUAACGCUAUCAUGCAUUUGAGUGUUGCUAACUCCUUUUUACCGGAAAAUUCUAAGCCCAACUCCUUCGGCAAACUAAGUGUCGCUCCACAUCAAAAAUGGAACGCAAUAUUCCGACAAUGUUUCCACUCCCUCGGCGUACCAGAGACAAUUCUCACCCCAACAGGAAAUCACUUCGCUAACGGGACUUCCCCGCAAACCAUAGACAAUGUGAAAAUCUGGCAAAACGUAGCAGUAGCUAUUUCUUGCGCGAGAAAGAUGAAACAUAAUAAAAUGGCGAAGAAAAUAAAUUCCAAUGCAGCAAUUUACAUUAAAGUAUCUGAAUGUUACGUGGAGAAGGUAGUCGAUUGCUUGGAGGUGAUACCUAAGUUUGGACAAACGACAUUGACGUUGGAGGAUUACAGGGAGUUGAAAAUAUAUAUGCAAAUCGCCUGUGAAUCAAACCACCAUCCUCUGGGACAAUUGGUGCUAAGCCUUACGAACGCAUUUAAUACUACUUAUGGGGGAGUGAGAGUACAUCCACUGCUACUCAGCCAUGCUGUUAAGGAACUUAAGAGCAUCACUUCUAGAUUGUACCAGGUAGUGCGAUUAUUAUUCCCGGCAUUGCCGCUAGAGGGCAUUGACUUAGUGCUGCCAUACCAAAUGGAUGACCCGGAAGUGGAAGAAGACAACGAAACUGAAGGCACUCCCUCGCUAUAUUCACAGAAUCCUAUAGAUGGUGAAGUAGUAUCGGCGGAAUCCCUCCUGCAACCCACAUUGCUGCCGCGCGUGCACCCUGCCUUAUUCGUGCUGUACGCGCUUCAUAACAAGAAAGAAGACGAUUUGUAUUGGCGUCGAUUACUCAAGUGGAAUAGACAGCCAGACAUCACGCUUAUGGCCUUCUUAGGGAUUGAUCAAAAAUUCUGGAUCGGUUACACGAACUGCAACUCCCCGAUGAAAGAUCAGCUGUUCCAAGAGGCCGUGGAGACCUUGCAGCAGUUGAAGACGACCUUCUCACCUAUCGAGAAGCUACUUGUUAUCAAGAGAACCUUCCAGAAGAUGACUACAGCUGUGCAGCAGGAAUUAGGGUCAGGCUACCUAUGGAGCAUGGACGAAUUGUUCCCAGUGUUUCACUUUGUAGUGGUCCGUGCUCAGAUAUUGCAGCUUGGAUCAGAGAUACACUUUGUUGAGGACUUCUUGGAACCUGGCAUGCAACACGGAGAGCUAGGGCUUAUGUUUACUACGCUUAAGGCAUGCUACUUCCAAAUUCUACAAGAGAAGAUGACUAUUAACUAAAUUGAGUAUGGACCCGAGUACGAAAUCCUAAUGAAUAAAUAAGAUUAUUGAUCUCUCGAAACGGUAUGGUGCGUUUAGUUUUAGCUUUCGCAAUAAUUUUCUGUAAUACAUUGUCACAAAAGAUUCAGUAAACUUCUAAAACGGGUAAGUGUAAUUUGAAUCUGUAUAACUAAAUAUAGUUGUACUUUUUCCGGUUACAAUAUGUAACAAUUUAUAUGUACUACCUACAAACAUUUUGAUGUAGUAAAUGGCUACCUAUAGAUAUAAUCUUGCCAUAUAAUUGAUGGGAAUGGCUUACAAAUUUUAAAAGUUGAAACGUUUUAAAUUCUUCACUUAAAUACUUUUGAGCUCGAAGCUUGCAAAUUCGUUGAGGAAAACGUUUAAAACUAUAGAUUUUAUUUCAAACAAAGCUUUAUAUUGUGGUGACAGCGAAAAA
Molecule: messenger RNA, 5583 nt
Organism: Hyposmocoma kahamanoa
Lineage: Eukaryota; Metazoa; Arthropoda; Insecta; Lepidoptera; Cosmopterigidae
Gene: Als2
Product: alsin
Exons: 10
Coding region: 303-5147 (1614 amino acids)
Source: RefSeq, a predicted model, not a curated record